UUACUUAUAAAGCCUGGCCCACUUUUCUUCGAGCCACUCAGCGGGCAUUCUCGGCAUUCGUAUCGUAAAUGUGGGUCAGAGUGUGAGAGGCUUCGAUUACUUAGAUCAACACGCGCCUCCAACAGAAGCAGGCGAAUCCAUCGAUGCAGGAAUCUGAUUGACGAUAAGAACAAUUCAGAUGGACUUUCAUUCACACAAUUGGUUGGAAUAUCGUACAGUGUGCAUUAUUGUCUGAUUUAAACAAUAACUUUUGGCAUUCCACACAUAAUAUCGUCCUGUUUGUCAUAUAAGGCCUCAAGCGCUUAGAAGUGUCCUCUAUUCAAAUAUGAUUUAUUCUGGCGGAGAAUUCGUUGAUAUCAAAAAUUGUCCAUGCGUGGUCUUCAUUUAUGAUCUGAAGGACCAUUGAAAUGUUCUAAAUUCAAUCUAAAACCACUACAUGUUCAGUCGCAUUGACGACGUACGGCAACUGGAAUCCGGAGUAUAGGCAUUAAUUGGUGAUCUUCGGAUUGAAUUUGAUCUUGACUGCUACCGAUCUUUGAAGACAGUAUCUCAUUUGCCAGACUUACUCAGGUGCCCGUUUUGCUUUGGAUUUCAAGAAAAUUUGACUACUACCGCUUUUAGAUUGAUCGACUACACGCUAUACUUUGUACAAUAUACGGGCCCGUAUAUACACGAAAGGGUGGUCUAAAUCAAAUUCAGGUUUUUUUAACGGAUUAUUAGCAAAGACUUAUUACCUUAACACGGAUUAAUGGUGGCCGCAAUGUCUCAGCCGGUCUCUCACGUUCCCCCCGGGCACGGGGAGGCACACAUCCCUGGGCGGCGACACACAAUUAACGGAGUCCGACGCAGCAAAACUGUGGACUUCAGCAACCUCAACGGAUACGCCUCGGAGGACAACGGAAGAGGGGAUUACACGAAGCAGCGUUCCAUCAGUUUCUGCAAUGGGGUGACCGAUUUUUCUCACGGGAUGCAUCGGAUUGUUGAGGAGGAUGAGAAUAGAAAGGGAACGGACGGGCCUUAUCACGCUAGGCCCGCGCGGGCUACCUAUGAUGAGGGGCCAGCCAAGCCCCAGCGCCGGAUCUCCGACACGGCAAUGCCUAGAGACUACAGCUACUCUCCUGCGAGGGAUGUUAGGGAGUACACCCCGUCACCGACGAUCUCCCCUUACGGGAGUAAAAACAGUAUUGAUAGCGAACCCGAGAACAUUAGCGUUCAAACCCCGCGCGGCAAAUACAUCCUCAUGCGCUCUUCGUCCGAUACAAAGGCGGUACCAGACCGGACUCUGACUCGUCACCGCAGGAUGAGCCCGAUGGCUUUAUUCUUCAUGCCCCUAAAUGGCGGCAUGUCAAAAAGCUGCGACGCUGAGCUUCUUCGCGAGCCGUUACGCAAGCAACCGCCUCUGUACCGCCAAGCCUCCUUGGAGGAGCAAGUGCCCGUUGACACUGGAACCACUAAAGAAUACGUCUACCUCCGCGGUUACAGUCAAAGCUCAUUUCUCAGCUCAUCAAACUCUUCUAAUGGCAGCUCAACUAAAGUUGUGAAGCAACAAAACGGGUAUUAUUCUGACUCUAGUGAAGAUCUAUUGGGUAGCAGCCACGGUAGCACGACCAGUGGCAGUGCUAUCAAUGUGAACGGUUCGAACAGCACAUCCCGGCCAAGCGGGGAAGUGCGGUUACAGCGGUUGGUGGACACACUCGGCUUGGCCGAAACCCCACGCCGUAAUGACACACCUAAAAUGGAUUACUAUAGCUCCGAUGAAGAUGAAGAUGACCAUGGAUUUCUCAGUCAUAAUUCCUUUGCCUCUAAUUCGUAUCCUUCAGCUAUGCACAAGGCCAAGUCACCGUCAGCCACCAGGAGGAUCCUACCCAAGAAAUGGCGAACGAAAACGAAGUUGUUGAAAAGUGUAUGGACCCCGGAGGGCGACAAUACCUGGGCCCAUGUCUCAGGGAAGAAGGUGGUCCUCGGAAACACCACUCUACUGAAUCUCUCAGAAGUAGAACGAUUAGCAUUACAGAGGUUAGCCAUAGCCAAACUACAGGCUAUGAGCUUGGGGUGUGGAAUUCUUAUACCAAAAGAUGGUUCGCCAACCAAACGCCAUAAAAGGACUGCCUUUUCUCUGAAGAGGGUCCGAUCCAAUUCAGGGAAUCUUACGGGACUCUUAGACAACUUAGCUAAGACAAAGGAGAAGGAAUCAAAAGAAUCAACCCAUGGCCUCGUAUUUGGCAUCCCGUUGUCAAGGUGUCUUGCCAAUGACCUUGACCACAGACGACGAAGGUCAUUCUCGCUCCAGGAACGAAAGGACAGCCUUGACCUAUCAAAUAAGAACAGAGGUGCAAGAAAAUCCAGCAGUUCAUCCAUCAGCUCAACAGAUAACCUCAGUCCGCACCUUGAUAGGGGGCCAAUGUGUAAUUGCGACUCCUUACCCCGCCGAGAUAAACCCAUGUGCCAUGACCAGACGUCAGCGAGUACUAGUCUUAUAGAUGCCUUAUCCCUUCACUCCACGUCGUCAGUAUCUAGGAGAGAGGACGCCAAGUCAACUAUUGACCGUAGGAAAAGUUUGCUACCGUCAGUACCCCAGGUUCCAAACGUGGUCAACACGUGUUGUAAACAUUUAGAAACUUAUGGUCUACAGACUCUGGGUAUAUUCAGAAUAGGUAGUAGUAAAAAGAGGAUAAAACAGUUGCGCGAAGAAUUUGACACUGGUAAAGAAGUGAAGUUAAACGAAGAACACAAUCCUCACGACGUUGGUGCUUUAUUGAAAGAAUUCUACAGGGACUUACCCGAACCCUUACUCACACGGGAGCUCUACUCGGCUUUUAUAGCAACGAGGAAAUUAAAGGAUAAGCACCAGCAGAUCACCGCCUUGCAACUCCUGGUUGGCUUACUCCCAGUGCCGAAUAGGGACACAUUGUGGUCCCUGCUCAAGUUUCUCCAUAAAGUCGCCGAACAUUCCACAGACACUACGGAUGAACAAGGCCACGUGUUAUCGGGCAAUAAAAUGGACGCUCACAACCUUGCCACCUUAUUCGGCCCGAAUAUUCUCCACAAGGUGAAAGGCGGCGCAGGACAGGAGUUCCAAGUCGAGAGUUUGGACAGGGCAGAGGAGAGAAAGGAGAUCAUUGAGAUCGUCAGAGAUAUGAUCAUGUUCAAUACGAAGCUCUAUGAGGUUCCUAGUGACCUCCAUGAUGAUGUGCUGAAGGCGCUCGUCGAAAACAAUCCGGACGGUCUUGACUUCCUCUUGAAAAGGAAAUGCGACGACAUGCAAAUUACUAUUGAAAUCGAACCUGAUACGUCUAGUGGCGUAUACGAUGAAUGCGAUUCGCCACCACUAACAGCCUCCCCGGCGCCGAAACGCGAGGGCAACAAAAUCCGAACACUCAGCGACGCAAUUUCCAUGAUCCACCAUCACAAGCCUCUUCGGUCGACCUGCAGCGACGCCGUGGUCCAAGCGCAGAAAUCGCGACCGCGCGACUACCUGACUGUCCCUUCGCGGAAUAACUACAGGCGCAGUAUGCCUGACCCUAGUGUACUAGUGACACAGAACUACUCUGGGUCGGACAACCUACCCACUCGAUCUGCCUCGGAGAAAGCUCCGAGUAAUAAAUCGUUGGUUUCGUCUUCAAGUAUCGUAAGAACUAAUUCCAGCCCGGUUGUGCUGCGCCGGCAACAACAACAACAACGGAAACAAGCAAAUCUGACUGUCGAAACCAGUAACCUGGAUGAUGACAUGACGACGUGUGGUUACGGUAGUCGAUCGCCAUUGCGUGGAUCUUCGAACAGUGUAUGUUAUCCGCAGAGCCCGACAAAGUCUGCUUUGGCUUCGGGGUCGAGUGGGUCCCUUCAACGUAACAUGCAGAGAUGGUCACUUGCAACGCCGCCUAGUAGCGGUUCAACGACCCCACAAUCUCCCCGUGUUUUAAGUCCGGAUCACAAAGCUACAUCCUCAACGCAGAGGCCUUUGGGAUUUUUCCCAGCAGGGAAUGUAACUGAUGCGCGUGCGCAGAGUGCAAGUUUGGGAAGAAAAAGUGCCUCACCGGAAUGGCAACAAGACGAAUGGCAGCAGUGGGAAAAUAGUUCGUCAAAACGGCCCGUGCCAGAAAAGUCGAUUGAGCAGGAGACGCUGGUGUGAUGAGAUCAUAUCAUAUGUUGUGUCACGUGAUUUGGGUAUUCUUUUUUGGACAAAGCAUUUCGACGGCAUUACUGUGUGUUCCAAAAACGAUGCCUGACUUGUAAAUAUGUUUAAAACUAUCGGGAGACAUUUUUGUCUCGUAAUCUCAGGAAACACUCAACAUUAUCUUACACUAAAAGACUAGUGCACCAACUGUAUUCUUCUUAUCAUUUUGAUUGGUAAUUUCUCCUCUUGACGCCAUCAUUAUAAUACUUUACUCUGCGGCAAAAUAAGGAUACUUGCUUGGUAACUAUGUAGUACGAAAUAUCCAGGACUAAGUGGGGGUACAAUGCGUCAUAUGUCAAGCUAUGGUUUGCCAGAGCGGCGUACUUUCGAAGGAAAUCGCCUUCGGUACCAUCUGCGAGUCGGGCGUAGCAUGUACAUCGCCGCGCCAUCUCUUGCAUGGGGCGCCUCAAUUGGGGCGUUGGUGCCUUGGCGCGGAUGCGCAGAAGUUGCUGAUCAUUCAGGUUGUUUGCUGGUGCAGGAGGAACUCGAUUAAAAAACACUAUAUUCAGGAUUGAGGGUCAAGCAGCUGCAGAGCGUAAAAUCUUGUAAUUCAAUGUAUAACGUUGAUGUGUUUUACUAAAUUUUAUUGUCGAUUGCAGAUUUUGAUGUGCUAGGUCUUACUACAAACAUGUGCUGUUUAGUUUUCUAGGUUUCAUGGAAGUAUGAACUGUGUUUGACGAAUGGAUUGGUUUACCCCAGUUGUGUGGGCCAAGUGCAGAAAGAGGACACCAGACGUAUACGUCACGGCUAUAACGCCGUUCGUACAUCAGUUAUUCUGUACAUGUACGUGACUGCAAGUAUAGAUCCGGCCAUACUUGAUGACUGGAAUGUACAUGUAACAUGUACAUUUGCUAUGGGUAUUUGCACUCAGUGUGUCCUUCUUGGGGUAAAAGGACCGGUGCACAUUAUCAAAAUACACUUUUAUAACACACUGUAGUACACUGGCCAUCCCGUGAAUGGUCACACUUUCAGUGGUUUGGCUUAUACAUGUAGAUAACGCAAAGCAUAAUCAUAAAAUAGUUCAGAAUAUAAAUGUUAUUAUGACGUGUACAUAUCUAUACAGUGUAUGGUGUACGAUAUUUCUUAAGAGGCUGCAUUUAUUGUCCAGCAUAAACGCCAAACGUGCUUUAAGUAUUAGCUAUUUCAGAUUGUAAAUAUGUUGUAUUUUCACAAAAGACUUUCUGUCACGUAAAUCAGUGUAUAAAAAUGAUUAUAUCAAGUGUUUGUCAGCGCAGAUGCUUUGGCAAAGCACAACUUCUGCCUAUAUUCACCACUGUAUGGACGGCAGCAGCGUUGUGGUAGAGUUGGUGAUUGCCUUGUAACUUGUCUAGUUGGUUAUACCAAGAAUUUUAAUACUUGGUAUAACCUUCUUUCUUCCAUGCUUCGUCGUUCGUAGGGUUUGCCAAAACUGCCUAUUAUCAUUGCUUGCCAAUUCUCUCGUUUUUGUCUCGUGUGUUUUGGUUAUGAUUGCGAUUUAUGGGCGUGUUUCGAGGUAAUGUCGAGAUAUAAGUUACAUUUCUUCUCUUUAGAGGGCGUUAAAUGCUAUACAAUUCCAAACUGUGCAGAGUUUGGAAGAUGUCUGGGUGCAUUUUUUAUGCUUUUCCCGAUCCGCCGUCUGUACAAUAUGAACACGGUAAACUACGUCUCGAGACACUCCUUGUUUAUGUUCAGUGUGAAUGCCGGGUGAAUGAGAACGAUAAGACUGGGUGGGUGUAAUCGCGUUGUGCAAUGUAUCGUUUUGAGUGUGUGUCAGCAGAUCCGACCUAGAAUGUAUGAGGCGUUUUGCACCCCUUUUCAAUUUGCUUUAGCCAUGGUUUUCUGCCUUGAUCGAUUCACAGGCCGUUCCCAAACUCCCUCGCUCGAGAUUGUGUCGGUAUCGGGAGAAUGAUGAUGUUGCUUGCAUCCUAAAGCCUGUCCAUCUCCGAAUGGCGGCCAGCCCGUCAUCCAUCAGACCGAUGGAAUUCACGACUGGCACAGUGUGAUUGUGGUGUGUCCGUUGCGGAGUGCAAUUUCACAUAAGCCUGCAACAGCCUGAUAUGUGUGUUUGGCUCUGUUGUAACCAGAACGGAAGGAGAAUGAAAGUAUAGGCUAAUAAAAACAGAGUAAAAUAUGUUCAGUAAAUUGGAAAAUUGUGGUCGAGUGAGAGACGGAAUCUUUUAAAUGUGUUCUCGGCCCCAUGUGUGUGUUGACAUCAACUGGCGCGUGGUUCUGUACUCUAACUCCCACGCUGGAGUGUUUGAAUGAAAGGAGCUCGCGGUGAUCAUGGGUGAAUGUGGGAAAGUAACAGGCUAAUAUUGUCCACCUAUAAAAAUCAUCGUAUAACGAGAAAUUACGUAAUAAUGCAUUCUACUUAUCAAUUUACUGACGAUGGAUACAUUUAAGCCAGCAUUUCAAAGAAAUCGCCAGCACGAUAAUGAGUGCCUUUAUUCACGUGACAUGAUGCGAGUCCACCUGAUUAUUUCGGCGUCAGCGGAACACAAUAAAAUCGGGAUAUGACCAUUAAACUGAUAAGGGGGGUCGGCAGGCUGAUCUGGCGCCCCUAAUAAACAUUUCCCGAUUGUAUCAUGUCCGCUAAUGAAGUGGAACCAACCGGACGACUGACUAUGCGUGUUCUGUUAAUUGAAUUACCGCACUGAUAAAUAUCUGAUAGAAGAGAAAUUAUCAUUGCAGGCGAUGUGCAUUGCUUACAUAUUUUAUUUUCUGUAUUUAAUAGUGGGUUGCCCUUGUACCUAAGUAGAAUACUCUUAAUAUGUUAACAUGUUUAACAAGGCACUACGACAUUUGGCAACUACGUGUAUAUUAUGAAUAAACAUGGACAAUGUAUGUGAAGUGUACAUUGGUAAAGUUGAUCAAGACAUAAUUAUUGUUAAAGAUAUUUAAUGCUGGAAUAAAAUUUUAUA
Messenger RNA from Lineus longissimus, 7074 nucleotides. Its product is annotated as rho GTPase-activating protein 6-like. NCBI's taxonomy places the organism in Eukaryota, Metazoa, Nemertea, Pilidiophora, Heteronemertea, Lineidae. Bases 749 to 4129 code for a protein of 1126 amino acids. The record is from RefSeq and is a predicted model, not a curated record. Gene Ontology annotation, biological process: signal transduction. The transcript has 12 exons.